GCUAUGGUAACCAUAAAUAAUUAAGGUUAGACCCGACGGCUCUCCUGUCAACUCUCUUCCCGUUGUUACUGCCGGGCCGCCCUUGACUCAAGCUUUUUCUGCCAGCAGGUCUUUGCUUUUUUUUUCUCCUUUUUUUUCUACCCUUACGUGCAAUUACAAACAGGUAGCAACUUUUAUGCUUGCUCGAGUUAUAUCUACGCAGUCCUUAGACUCUAAGUAGAAGUCUCAACUCGUCCGAUUAACAUCUACCUAUUUGUAUUGAAUUCUAACCUGUGGCGCAAUUCCCACACUCUAGCCAAGAUGGAUAUGGGAUCAAUGACGACUUCUAGCACGAUGAAUAUGGCAACCCCGACUAUGGCUGCUGCUACAUCAUCGUCGAGUACUGCCACGAUGGAUAUGGAUAUGGGCAUGGGGGGAGGCUGUAAGAUCAACAUGCUCUGGAACUGGUACACAGUCGAUGCCUGCUUCAUUUCUUCCUCUUGGCACAUUACAUCAAAGGGGAUGUUUGCAGGCUCUUGCAUUGGUGUCAUCCUGCUUGGUAUCUUACUCGAGUUCCUACGCCGUUCGGUUAAAGAAUAUGAUAACUACCUUGUCCGCAAGAGUGCUAGUCAUGGCCUCGUUGUUCCUGUUGUUAGCAAUGAUAGCAACGAGGAUGGUCGCACUUCACCCAAGCCCAGCCAGACACCUACUGGAGUGGCACCCUUGAUCAAUCCCACAGCGGGGAAUGGUUAUAGACCUACACUGAUUGAGCAGGCUAUCCGUGCCUUCAUUCACACUGCUCAGUUUGUCGUGGCUUACUUCCUCAUGCUGCUCGCCAUGUAUUACAAUGGUUACAUCAUCAUCUGCAUCUUCAUUGGUGCUUACAUUGGCAGCUUCAUCUUCCAGUGGGAGAAGCUUGGCGGUGGACAGCAAACAAGCGCUGCAAAUGAAGCUACUGUAUGCUGCGGUUAGGACAUGAAUUAACAAGACAAAUUCCGAAUGGGGGGGCUAGAUUGAUUUCAUAAGGGUUAGGUGAAUCAAGCCAAAUAGGAGAAUUUGUUUUGAAUGAUCACACGAUAUACCACUUUGCAUUACACUGACGGCUAGGAUAGAAUAAUUUAAUCCCAAGACUGUAGAAUGAAAAUUUGCAACUGUGCUCCUUCUUGGAAGAUUAGUCGACGCGAGGCUAUAUUUCAAUUCGCG
Molecule: messenger RNA, 1182 nt
Organism: Daldinia vernicosa
Lineage: Eukaryota; Fungi; Ascomycota; Sordariomycetes; Xylariales; Hypoxylaceae
Product: Ctr copper transporter family-domain-containing protein
Exons: 4
Coding region: 301-951 (216 amino acids)
Biological process (GO): copper ion transmembrane transport
Cellular component (GO): membrane
Molecular function (GO): copper ion transmembrane transporter activity
Source: RefSeq, a predicted model, not a curated record